Messenger RNA from Tripterygium wilfordii, 1644 nucleotides. RefSeq names its product deoxyhypusine synthase. The record is from RefSeq and is a predicted model, not a curated record. Gene Ontology annotation, cellular component: cytoplasm. Bases 230 to 1324 code for a protein of 364 amino acids. Gene Ontology annotation, biological process: peptidyl-hypusine biosynthetic process. The transcript is spliced from 8 exons. Gene Ontology annotation, molecular function: deoxyhypusine synthase activity. NCBI's taxonomy places the organism in Eukaryota, Viridiplantae, Streptophyta, Magnoliopsida, Celastrales, Celastraceae.
AAAUAAAAAUAAAUUGUAGAUAGGGCUCCCUUCCCAUAAAAACUUCUUUCAUACGAAUAAAUUUUCCCUAUUAAAAACAAUGACCUCCGUCUUAAAAGGAGAGAGGAGAAAACUCGUUCGCCCGCUCCCGUUUUUCGCAGCUAUCGCUGGACAACCAAGCGCGCGGCUGCCGCAUCACUCUUUUUACUGGGUUUUACUUUUUCAUUUUCUUUAAUUAACAACAUAGCAAAUGGAUGAGAAUGUGCUGGGAUCUGUACAUUCCACCGUUUUUAAAGAAUCCGAAAGUCUGGAAGGCAGAUGCAUCAAGAUUGAGGGUUAUGAUUUCAACAAGGGGGUUAACUAUCCUCAGCUUCUCAAAUCGCUGGUCGCAACUGGCUUUCAGGCUUCCAAUCUUGGAGAUGCAAUUGAAGUUGUUAAUCAGAUGCUUGAUUGGAGGCUUGCUGAUGAAAAUAUAACAGAAGAGUGCAGCGAUGAGGAGAGGGACCCAGCCUACAGAGAGUCUGUGAAAUGCAAAGUGUUUCUGGGUUUUACUUCCAAUCUGAUUUCUUCUGGUGUUAGGGAUACAGUUCGCUAUCUUGUUCAGCAUCAUAUGGUUGAUGUAGUGGUUACAACAGCUGGUGGUAUAGAAGAGGAUCUUAUAAAGUGUCUUGCACCCACUUACAAAGGCGAUUUUUCCCUUCCUGGAGCUCAGUUGCGCUCAAAAGGAUUGAACCGUAUUGGGAACUUGCUGGUUCCUAAUGACAACUACUGCAAAUUUGAGGAUUGGAUCAUUCCAAUUCUUGACCAGUUGUUAAGAGAACAAACUGAAAAGAAGGUUUCAUGGACACCAUCCAAAGUAAUUGCUCGGUUGGGAAGAGAAAUAAAUGAUGAGAGUUCGUACCUUUAUUGGGCAUACAAGAACAGCAUUCCAGUAUUUUGUCCGGGGUUAACAGAUGGAUCUCUUGGUGACAUGCUUUACUUUCACUCCUUCCGCAGCCCAGGUCUAAUUAUUGACAUAAUCCAAGAUAUCAGGGCCAUUAAUGGUGAAGCUGUCCAUGCAAGUCCUAGGAAAACUGGAAUGAUAAUUCUUGGUGGGGGGCUACCUAAGCAUCACAUCUGCAAUGCCAACAUGAUGCGCAAUGGUGCAGAUUAUGCUGUUUUUAUCAAUACAGCACAAGAAUUUGAUGGGAGUGACUCUGGCGCCCGUCCUGAUGAGGCCAUAUCCUGGGGAAAAAUACGCGGUUCUGCCAAAACUGUUAAGGUGCAUUGUGAUGCAACUAUUGCUUUCCCACUACUGGUUGCGGAAACAUUCGCGUCAAGGCCAAAGAUAUCUAUCAAGCCCUGACGCUUAUGCCUAAUACAAAUCUGGGGUAGUAUCGAUCCAUUAAUUUGCUAAUGUAAUGAUUCUUAGCUGAAACUUUGGCUGAUGGUGUUAAACUGAUCUCUGGUGCUCCUUCAACGUAUUUCGGAGAGGACUAUUUGCAUUUAGGGAGAUAAGACCACGUCUAUGAAGAAUACUAUGCGGAUACUCAAACCAUUGAUGUGCUUCCAUUGAUGACAAUGAAUCCAAAACAUUCUUGCAGCAAGACUGUCAAUUGAUAUAUUUAUCUUUGACUCCUUUAAAAGGUUAAAUGCAAGCGAAAUCGCAUUAUUGUUGUUGUUGAU